AUUGUAUUCUUCUACUCAUUGGGAUAUUACAAAUAUAUUAGUUUUAUUAGCAGAAAUAUAAGGUUUAUCUACCGUAAUCCAAUUAAGGACUGGUAAUAAGUUUUUAUAGAGUACAUAAUUCGUACUCUUCACUUUGGUUUAUCAUGGUUUUUGCGAAGAUUGUAGCACUACUCGAGUUUGUAUACAAAAAUAAGUUAUUUCAUUGGUAUAAUUCACCCUUAAAACCUUUGACGUGAAGAUUUAGUUCAAGAGAAUCAAUUUCGUGUUCGGCAUUCUCGCCUAUUGAUGACAAUGAUUAGGACUUUCUUAUAAUAUCGCGAAUUUUUACGAGUAUUUUGAGAGGUAUUGCAGAUCCCUAACACCUUUGAUCUUUCAUGAACAUUUAAAUUGGAAAUCGGCCUGUUUUAAUAUUAUACUACUCGUCUGUCGUAAGCAACUUCGCUAUUACCGAGAACUAGGGAUUUCAGCAUCCAAUAUGCGGAAAAACAAAUUAUUGUCUUUACCUCGGUGUAGUUGUUUGACCAUACAUAAGAGUGUUUGUUCACGGAAUUAACACAUGUUUGUUAUUUCCUUAACAACAUUUCUGUUUUAUGUGCGACGUUUACUUCGUAGUCAGUUAUAAUCGUUUGUAUAGGUUGUCGACUUCCUACUUUUUUGGUUCCAAAUAACUUCUUUUUUGGCUUUGAUUUCACAGAGAAGUAAACAAUGAAUUCAUUGUAAGGUACAGGUUUUAAUCUUUGUAUUCUAUUUGAUUCACGCUAAAGAAAUGGAGUUUUGUUAAUCGAACGCGUGGUUUCUGAUUGAAUUUACUUUUCUCUAUUACAAUCAUUUAAGGUCAGCACACUUUCAUGACUACAAACUUCAACACACCGUUAAACGUUCCUGCUAAACUGGAUAAUGGAAUAUCAAUAAAGCAGAAGGCUGAAUGCUUAUCUCGAUCAACAUUGUCAAGGCGUGCUACUGAGUUUCACAAAUCGAAAACAUCAGUUGAUGUAAAAUUAGUCAGUAGGCAUUCAUUUCUAUGCGGAAAUAAACCAAACGUUUGCCUAGCUUAUGAUUUUUCAAGCUUAGAUAAGGAGGCAAUUCGAGAUCGAGGGAUUCUUGUGAGACAAUUAAGCCCAUCUCUUACUGAAUUACAAAACACUUCUAAACCACUUCAGAACACAAAUAUUAUCUCAGAUACCUCGGACUCCAAUCCUUUUACUCGUUCAGAUGAAAGUUCGUUUCCAGAAAAAGAAGUUUCUGAUAUUGGCCUUGCCAGUGUGAUGCAAACAACUCAGGAAUUUGUUCGCACCAAACAAAAACGAAGCUUUCAGACUCAUCUACGUUCUUCAAAUGCGCUUCCAUUAAUCCCUAUGGUGGUUGGACCGCGAGCAAUAUUGCCUUGGUCUUCUGAUCGUUUGAAACAGUUAAUUCAAAUCUUUAGUGUAAAUGAAUUCGGAUUACAAGCUGUUAGUCUAACUGGUGCUGAUUCAUGUGAUUGCGAAGGUCAAGUUCGUGUACAUAUAAACUUACUCCGCCCUAUUCAAAUGUUACUUACAGCUAGACCAGCUUCCAUUUUCGACGUAGUUGGUGCAAAAAGUGAUGAAACAGAUGAUGAUGAUGAUGAUAAUGAAGAUGACGAUGGGGCAGAUGUUAGUGAUCGAUCUGAAGAUGAUCAGAAUCUUUGGUUGGUCCAAGGCGACAACAAUAAUAACUGCCAUCUUGUUUCGAAACAACACCCUUCUAAUACACCACAUUCCUUUGUAUCAGCCAACAUUCCAUAUUUUUCACCAAAUAAUAAAGUGCAUAAAGCUGAUGGAAAUAUUGUUGAGUCACAUCGUCGGUUAGGUAGAACAACUUCAACAGUAUCUACUUUUCGGUUACCAAGAGGAAGCACAAAAUUGUUGCAUGUUCGACUAUCGACAACUGCACAAAUGGUUAUUUGUGCACUACUUGAUCGAUUUGGUAUACGAGAUAAUCCUCAAAAGUUUGCUUUAUAUGAACACACAAUUGAAGGUGAUCAGAAAGGUCAGUUAUAACGAUGUCAUGUGAUGUAUUGUAAUAUUUUAAUAUGUCUUUCUAAAACAGAUGAUUAGAUCAUUAAAGUGUUGAAGCAUAGUUUACGGUAUUCAUAGUGUGUUGGGUUGUAAUUAUGUAUUAGCUUUUCACUUGGUUGUGUUUUGAUAUUAUUCUUAUUGCUGAGGGGGCUAGGGAUGAACACACAGUAGGUCAGUAAAGUAAACACUCGCUACACUUGCACUGUUCAUAUUGGACUUGACAAUUUUGUCUCGAUUGUUUAUUAACAAGAGGAGUUUCCCACAUAUUUAACAUUGUACAUGAAUUACAUUGAAUGGCUUUACUAUAUCACGAUUUGGAUGAAGUCAGUGGAUUUUAGCAGUAAUCCAAGCACAGAAUGCUUAUUGUGAAACCUAUAAAUCCUGGAUUCAGUGUUGUUCUUAAGCUAAAAUUAGUCAUUCCUAUAGAUCCUAAAAUCGGGAAAUGACUAACUGCACAGUGUUCUAUAGUUUUUAAUCGUCCUCUAUAUCAUGUUUUUUCUUGAUGACAACAUUUUGCAAAUUAAUUCACUUAUUUCAGAGUUUAGAUAAAUAGCUUGUAACCUACUUUCUUAAAUUUUCUAUUAAUGGAUUCAAUGUGCAAUGGAAUAAAUGGACCUAUAUUUGUUUUCAAUCAGUCUCAGGAGUAAUAUCUUUGAAACUAUUGUAUCACAGCAGUGCUAGGUUACUUACAAAGAUUGUAAAAAAAUUCUACUUAUCAGCUAACGAAUUCAACAAGUUUAACACUGGACUAUAUUGAGUCAUGACCUUUAGGCUUUGUUCUAAAUUUCCUAUUCCAAUUUUUGUUCCGGGAUCAUCAUAAAAAUUAGUUUCACUAGGCAGCUAGGUUUAUCUUGGUUUUUAAUAAACCGCAGAAAAAAAUGGUGUAUAGGAUUUAAAACUGUGAGAGAUUCGAACCCGCAGCUUAAUAUUUGGAAGUUACCGCUACUUCGACUAAAGUAUAGACUAAUUCUGAUUUGCCUAAAAAUUCUAAUCGAUGAAAAUUCUAAUGAGCUAUUAGAUUGUUAACCUGUUAAAUAGGAUUUUUAGUUUAAAUUUUAACUGCACCAAUCGUUUUUAUUGCUUCUACGAACAGUGCUUAGCUAACUUUUGUUCAUUUUUCUUCCAAAUCCAGUGUAUUUUUCAUGAUAGUGUUUGUUUAGGUAUCCGUGUGUCUGCUGACUGAAUGUUAUUAUCAUAAUCCAUGUUUAUGGCAUAGAUUAUUGUAUAAAAUAUCACUUCUGUUUGAUACUUCAAUUCCAUAUUUGUCUAGUAACCUUUACAUUAUAUGCAAAAGACAACCAUUUAGCUUGUUACAAUUGUUUACCGGAGGCUUAAAUUGUUGCAUAACUUUGAUUUACAUGUGUAUUUAUGCAUGAACUCAUAAUAUUUUACAAGUGUUACUCUUAUUAGGUUAACGUACAUGAUCCAUAUUUUCUUUUUGUUCAACCUUAUAAACAUUCAAAUUAGGUCACUAGGUUACAAUUACCAUUUGACUCUGUCUAGCAUUGAAAAAUAGUGAACAGGAUUUCGAGUUACCUAGACUAAUGACCGCAUUAGAAAUUGGUCGAUCGAAUUUAAUUUUCACGAAGGAUUAAAGAAGCAUAAUAUUGUUGAUUACUCGGUGAUCAAUCUGUGUAUCCAUGUUACCUGCUUAUCUCUUAGCUUAUAGUAAUUAUACUAAUCCGAACUCAUUGUUCCAUCGAUUUCGGUUUAGAUGAUUGAGUAGUUUGAUUAUCUUUUGUACAAAGUGUGUGUGUAGUCCCAAAACUGCCUACAUUAAACCUUUUCUUACUUAAUGUGUUCCAGUUAUAAACUUUUCCUCAUAUUAGUUUCUUCUCUUUCAAUCAAAUUUCCAUUGAGCAUUAACUAUCUCCACUCUUCAAAGAUUAUAAAUAUAAUUGAAGACAGUUUUGAUUACAUUCAACUUCUCUUUUAUCCUUUAGUUUCUGUACGAAAAUUAUUUGAUAAUGAAUCACCGUUGGGGUUACUAUUCAAGUGGGUCGAUCAAGAUCCAAGUAAUUUUAACAGCAUUCUGAGUGUGAAGCGAUUAGUAUUACAAGAGAAUGAAACUGGUGAUAUUGAGGUAAGUUAUUUAUUACUUGUGUGUUAUCAAUCAUCCUGCUUACUUACGCCUGUUACCCACCCCUCGUGAGAGUACAGCCUGUCGACCAGGGUUUCUCUGGUUAGUGUUUUUUUCAGCAAUAUUGUUUUCUGAGGGAUGGAGUUGCUGACCCCAUGCUUGACACUCCUCCUUUGUCCGGGCUUGGGACCGGUAGUGACCCUAGAAGGGUUACAGGCGAGUAUAUCUACCUACGAGACAUCACUGCUUCAAUGGUUACAGAACAUGACGAUUAACCGCUGCAUUUCACAACGAGACAGCAAGCAUCCUGACCCUUCGUCAUCAAAUUAUGUAGCUCAAAACCUUGUAUAAUAAUAACCUAUACAUGGUAAUUAAUUUAAAUAUGUUACGACGGUACACACAGGUUUUAUUUCCUAUUUGAUUACAAUAUUUUUUCGAGCACACUGUCAAAUCUUCUAUCAAGACAAAUCCUUUCAAUGUGUGCUGCCUGUCUGUUCAAGUUAUUUAUCAGCUUGGCUUUAACCUAAAUACGUUCAUUUUUGUUAUUUCAGAAAUUUUACAGAAAGCUGUUUGUACCUUGGAGGUGGUCCAUUUAUAUCAAUUAAAUAUCUCAGUUAAACGGAUAGCUCGAUGUAUUAAAAAUAUACGUAUUAAGUCCUAACUGUUUUAUGACAAAUUCGUAAUAAUUUGAGCAAUUUACUUUAUUGAUAAAUCAACUGUAAAAACAUUAUUGAAUCAUUAAAUAUCAAUGACUUUUGAGAAGGCUUCAAAAUUUAUACUACCUCAAGUAGAUUUGCUUAGGCAUCCAAGAUUUCAAUCAUUAUUUUUUUUUACAAAUUACAAUUCAACAUCCCAACAAUAACUUUUCAUUAAGAAAAUUUCUCAUUGAAAAUAUGCUCAAUGCAAACAAUUGUACUUAUAUGUGAUAAUAAAAUAAAUGCAACUCAGAAAAUAUGUCAAUAACUUCAUGUUUGUUGUGUACAUGUAUUUUAUUAAUUAGCUGAUUUGGACACUUUGAAUAAGCCUAUUACUUAGUAAUUGUUUAUCGAUUCAUAUUUAGUUUACAAGCUGUUUCAGUGUUUAUAGACUGAUUGGGUUUUUUAAAAAUGGGAUUUAUAAACUUUUGGGAUAAAUGUGCUCGUUAUCAGACUAUCACUGUACUAUAUGUGAAAAUUAUAUUUGAAAUAAUCUCAGCGAUUGAAAUUUAAAUAAUUCCAACGUUUCGUCCAGCUAACUUGUCUGGACUUCUUCAGGGUAAUAAUCAAAAUUAAAUUUUAAUUUCAAUCCCUGAGAUUAUUUCAAGUAUAAUUUUCACAUACAAUGACUUCUCUAUACUCGGCGCCCAAUUUCUGUCAAACUAUUCGUUAUAAUCUUGACGAAUAUUCGUAUAUAUCACUGUAUUGUUUUUAAAAGCAUAAAAUUUUCUACUGUUUGUGGAUAGAUAUAUUGUGCUCGUUGCAUUCAAAUACUAAGAACUUUCAUGUAAAAAGUAUCUGGAUUUAAUUUUUAACUGAUAACUUUUAUUGGAAUUCAGGUAUAAGUUCUGUAAUAUCUUUGAGGUGGUGAUGAAUGAAAAUGUGAACAGUGCAGUAAGAUAAUAUUUUCCCUGAGGUGUUUCAUUAGAUACUAUUUUCUGGUCAUUUUUUAAACCAAGGUUUGCAGUCGGAACUGGACAAGAAAAUACUGCAUUCUCAUAUGCAAAUGUAUACUAUGGUAGGAUUGUUAGUGGAACGUAUUUACUAAGUACACCUCCAAAUACUCUGUUUCAAGCCAUACUUUUCACAUGGAGGUUAGUGUUACCACAAAUUCUCUCAAGCCCAAGUUGAAUGGGGUUUAAAUAUGGGACUUAGUAACUGGAACUUGCGUGCCCUAACCUACUGACCAUAUCUCCACCAAGGUUUGAAGUAUUAUGUAACUCCUCUACCAAGUAGGUAGCUAUGUACUUUGCCUUGAGCCACACUACUCAUCUGACUGCCACUGAUAUUACUUACCCGAUAUAUAAAUAGAUGGAGCUUAAUUUGAAUCCGCAACUUGCUGAUUGAAAGCUCUGGUUGGUACUAGAGCCUUUAAUGACACAUUAGUUAUCAUUUAAAGCAUAAUGUCACAAAAGCUGUAGCUAAAUAUUUCAUCGCCACUAAUCUCAAGUUAGUAUACAGUUCCAUCAAGUUGUUUAUACGAUUACAUUUUUACUGAGAAGGGAUAUUAAACUCAGCUCAUCAUAGUAUAUAUAUUACAAGAUAAUGCCUCUACUUUGUUUUUUUUCCAUUCUUAGUGGACCACAUUUAGUUUAUCAGAAUUGUAUACAUUUUUGGGAAUAUUGAAUCGUGAAGAAAGUGAUUAUCGUAGACGUAUUGAAAUGAAAUAUGAAAUACGCAGGAAAGAGAUAAAACGUUUAAUGGAACUACAUAAUAAUAAAUUUAAAUCUUUAGACAAAUCAUUCAAUUGUCAAUUCAAUUCUGUUACUUCGGAUGUAACCACUGUAAUUGCUGAACGAUAUGAAAAUGAAGAGAUAACUAAACAAUCAUGCGAUGAAAAUUUGGAAUUUAAUGCCUAUUCUUGCAUGGAUUCAUUGUCUGCACCGGUUUCGCCAACAUUAUUUCGUAAAACAAACAAACAGAUAGAUUUAAACGCUUGCAUAGUGUUCGGUUUUAGACAAAAGGGAAAUAUUCAUCAAUCUUAUGGUUAUUGAUUUGGUAAGCUAUAUCACUCCUACGCAACUGAAAUGCACACACAUAUAUAUGCACACAUUGAAUUUACGCACCUAAAGUAUUUCAUUUCUUAACUUGUUCUGCUGACAUUAAGUAUAAACAGAACAUCGAUCAUGGUUUACAUUGAUAUCCUGAAAAUUCUCGUUACUGUGAUGUUCCAUAAACCGAACAAGUAAUAUAAAAAUCAGGGUGUCCCUGUUAAAGCUUGUCUGUAUAUGUUGCAAAUUUGUGAGUUUAUUUGUACCGAUUAUUUUUUUUAUUAAAACGGAUAAAAAUAAUAUUGGUGUAUAGUGUUCAGUUGAUAUAUGUCAAUAAGAGAUAUCAUUUUAAAAUUUGUCCAUCUUCGUUCAUCCGAACUUUCGAGAAUCAUUUUAUCCUUUCACAUAUCUUUAAUUUGUAAUUUUAAAUAGAUUGAUCAUGUUUAAAAAUAUUUUAGAUAUCUCAUGAACUGGAGGAAAGAGAGGAUAUCUCUACUUUCCACUUCUAAAAGUGAAAUAUAAUACAGAUCGUAAAGAAUAUUUAAAUGGUCUUAGUAUGUUACAUUAGCCCUGAUUUGUGUGUACUUUACAUGGACAUUAAAGUAUCAUGACAUAAACAACUUUACUAUUAGGUUAGUAGCAGCUUAGUUGGCUAUCCACUCAACUUCAAAAUAUGUUUCAGGUUCUUGUUUUACGCACCUACUUUGGAAAACCGGAUAUUAGUAGUAGUAUUAUUAACCACCAAAGAAAACGUCCAGCUCAAAGACGAGAAGAACAUGUACUUGUACUCAACCUCUGAAGCGAUCCGUUAGACGUAGUUGAAACUUUAGUAUAUCUGGGUCGUUGUAUGAGUUCCGAUAAUGGCGUCGGUGAUGAAAUUAAAAGUUAGAGUGACUUAUACCAAUCUGGGCCAUUUUCAAGGUUGUCUUGAUGUUGGUUUGAUUGUAAAACUCCGGGUUUAUAACGUGUCGUGGUUGGAGAUGCUAGGUCCCCAUAAACCACUUGGUAAACGUCUUAUUUUUGUAACUUUAUUUUGGACAUUUGGAUUUCUCAGUUACGAAGAGCAUCCACUUUUACCUUCAGUUUGUAUUUUCCGCUUAGAAGGACCUUAAAUGUCACCGGUUUGUUUCCUCUUUUAGUACGCUAUUUUGUAAAGUUUUCUAAGAACAUUUUUGCAGGUUGCUUGUUCGUUCGUGCUUCCGACUGCUUGUGAAAUAUACAUUUCCCUCUGUUGAAUCUGGUCUUCUCUCUCUAUUUAGUAGGGCUGAGAGCAGUGUAAUUGUUUUGCUUAUCCUGUUGUAUUACUGACCGUUCGCCGGUUUUAGAUUAUAUCGUAAUCUCUUUAAACGUAGCAAUCUUUAUGAGCAGUUAUGCUAUAUACUUGGAAAAUCUGUUCUCUCUGAGUUGGUUAUAUUCAACGACUUUCUGUGUUUGGUAAUCGUUGUCUCCAAAGGAUUGCUGACAUCCAGCGACAACACCACAUUAGUAAUUCUGAGGUUCGGCAGUUUGCGUUCCACCUCAAUAAUCACAAUGUAACUAGUGUCACCAUCUUGAAACACCAGUUUCAGUAGCUUGGGCAUGUCGUACGGAUUUAUUCCAGAGAUUUCCAUAUCUCUAUUUGCCAUUUUGGGGCUCGGGUGAAUAAGGCAGAAAGGCGGUCAGUUUAUUAUAUGGUGCCGAGGUAUCAAAGGAGGCUGUAUAGGACUAGGAUUUGUGGGUCUAUCUUGACUCGCUGGUUCAGGUCUUAGAUACAGUGCAUCUCGGUGGCUUUAGAAGUUAUUAGACAUAACUCAGAACAAAAACUAAUGGUAAUCCCGCCUUAAUUUUCCUUUACAUUCUUCAUAAAAUGUGGUUAGGACUCUCUUAAUUGAAAGGCUUCUCCGUUGUAUUUUCAACUGGACUAUUAUUAUUAUUAUUAUUAUUAUUAUUAUUAUUAUUAUUAUUAUUAUUAUUAUUAUUAUUGAUGACUUCAUUCAAUAUUCUAUUUUUGAUACGACAUGGGAUUCUCAGCACAGUGUUUCAGCGAAUUUUCCUUUCUUGAUCGAUACUAAUGAUAGGUAUUAAAAUCUUGUAGUGAUACUAAGAAAUUUUUUGUAAGUCAUUUAACCAGGAUUCUUGAAUUGCGACUACACCACAAUUACGAUACAUGCUUAAAAUUAAUAGGAAUUGAAAACAGUCAACCUUGCCAAUUAGUGAUCGCCAGUUAGAUGUUAGCACUUCAUGUAUCGACAUCUGAACAAUGUUCAUUCUUUUCAAUGCAUACUGCCAGCCACCAUGAUGUCUCUCAUUGUUUUUUGUAAGUUAUACAGAGAAACGUUGUGAAAUUUUCAUAAAUGCGCAAAAACAGGUAACUUUUUGAAAUAUCGAGAUGGCAGGAACAGGUAUCCCAUGUAUUCAAACAGUCCCCCAGUAUACACUACUUUCGUCGACUUUUAUUCAUUUAUUUUUAAUCAUCCUCCACCUCUAUGUCGCUCCAAGAAUUCAUUUCCUUAUUCGUGUGGGGAAUAUUUAUUUUUAUUGCCUAGUUGUACCAGAAUUUAUGUGUAUUAAAUUAAUAAGUACAUGAAGGUCGUAAUAUUGUAGGCGAUUUUCCCCCAAAUGCCCUCGUACGGCCGAGAGUGGGGAAAGUUCGUUCUCACUCUCGAAAUGCUCUCACAUGGCCACUUGCAUACAACCACUGCCACGGAAGUCCCACUCAUUGCCUUCUCGCACCACAGGUGUUAUUUACGUAAUUGAGGGGACGAAAGGCGAAUGUCCGGCGCUUUAACCGGAUUGGUGGACACGGAGAGUUUACCUAGGGGAGUUGGAAAACCCUGAUUCAAAACCAAUGGUGCACAUGGGCUGCAGUAUCCUAAAAGAACAAAUGGUGUACAAACCAAUUAUUGGUCACCUGCUACCAUAGAACUGCAUGAUAUUGCUCCACUACCUUGUGGAUUAGACCUUUUGGUCGAAGGCUCCGGGUGUGACCUCCUAAGAAAACCACCUUCGGUCUGGGCACCCGGGCAGUAUCACAGCCCUCACACAUGUCAAAUGAGAUUUGUGUGAUGCAUAUGUAUUUGGUGCCUCCUUGUACCAAUAUCUAUGUGUUCAAAUAAUAAAUAAUAAUAAGAAUAUUAUAAGAUACUCUGUCAAAGUCAUUGCAUAGAAGGAUUCUUCGUUUCAAUUGUAAUUUUUCCGAAAUACAUACUUUAAAAAUACCUUCUGAGUUUCAUAUAUCCGGUAUCUUUAAUUAAAUGAUUUAUUAGAGCUCAUAUUUGAGUAUAUUUGAAUUAUAACUAAUAGCGGAAUCCGGACUGCACUUCUCGUUCUAUUUGCGUUACACUGGCUGGAUUUACCUACAUCUUAGAAUAAUUGUUUGUAUAGAAAUUCGUACGUUAUAUUGAUUGCUCCAAACCCUAAUGAAAUACUUAGUUUAGUUAAUCACUAACUUGUUCAAUAGGUUACGUAUGAAGUUUGUUCUUCAGGAUUUGUAUUUCUUCGUUGGCAUUCCUGUAUUCCACUGCUAGUCACAAUCUACGUAUAUUGGAGCUUGUAACAGAGAGGCUAUAUAAAGGUCUUUUCUCAGGAUAACGUCAUGUCAACAAAGACUGAUCAAUUACAGUCCUGGAUUUCCAAAACAUUAAUAAAAACCCUUAUAUGUGUUCCAAUCUGCAACUAGUCACCCAUUAGUACUUCAACCUUACAUUUAUGUAUAAAAGGUUUAUUGAUCCAACUCUUACAUAAGUUUGUUAAUUUUUGCUUAAAUAAAUCACGUAUUCAUGUGGUUAUAAUACUAAAACUAAUCUUCAUAUAGCCCGUUUUCUCUUCAAAAAGUUUAGUUUUUCACGAGCCUCUUGCUUUUUUCUUUCUUGCCAAUACAUGACAGAUUACAGAUAUAUCACCAAAGUUUUAAGCUCCCAUCCAGUUGUUUUUUUUUUCAAAAUAUUUUGAAUCGAACCCUGUUGUUGAACACUUCGAUACAAUCAUCACAUUCCUAAUUUAUAUCAGAAUACUUUUUUAUUUGUUAAGAUUACAUACACCUAUUGAACCAUAAUUUGUUAGCGUUAUGACCAUAACGUACCUGCUAGCUAAGUUAUUACAUAGGUAAAUUCACUUGUCUACAAAAACAUUCACUCUUCAUAUAUUAUCUACACACAUUAUACUUAUACACCAGAGCAAAAUGUUAGUGCUCUACUGUACAUAAUUCGUAAAACCUAGAAUAAUGCACUGGUUUCAUCAUAGAAAUCUAACACUAAUCAAACUCUCCAUGUUUUUGAAUAAUUACUUAGUGAAUUAUCCAUCAGAUUUAGUUUAGAUAUUUGUAUUAAUCGAUGCUGUCCUUUAUUUCGUUACUUUAUUAAAUGAGGAUACAAGAACGUUUUUUUCAGGUUGAUCUCACAGUUUACCUGCAUAUCUCUGAUGCCUCUGAAGUUUUUGUGAAUUUUUCGUUCUCCUAUUUUAAUUAGCCCAAUUAAUUAACAUCUUUAAAAACCUUAUGUUUUAGCUCUCAGAUCAUUCACAUGACAGUCAACACUGUCAUUUACACUGUAAAUUUUUAAAGUUUAAUCAUUGUAUAUUAGUCUAUCAUAGAUGUCAAAAUAAUCCAAUCUAGUUGUAAUUACGUUUGUUUUAGUAUUGGUACUUUUCUUGAUAGUGUAACAUCUUUAGGUCCAAACGAAUUCUUGUUUUUGAAGUGAAUUAUAUAGAUUUGAAAUAUUUGCAAGUGAUUUGUUGCACACACGUACACAUUCACCAAAAAUUGUUUAUAUGAAAUAUAUAUCUACCGAACGAUUUUUUUUUCAAUAUUUUUCUUAUUAGAUGAAAAGUCGAUUUUACCAGGAGUUUCAAACUCACCAGAUUCUUGUUCAUCUCCAGAGGCAACACUCAAUCGUAAUACAAUUAAGCACAGUCAACUUUCUGAUGCUGUAUCCACAUUACCUCGUGUACCAUCAAAUAAAAUCUCUGGAAUAUCAAAUACUUCUAAUAAGAUUCCUUCUAUAUUCAAAUCGUUUUCUAAUUUUAAAGCUAAAAAAGCUGAACUUGCUCAACAAAAAAGAUUAGCUAAAAUGGAAAAAGCUCGUAUUAAAGCAGAACAACAACAAUGUAAAGAAAAAAUUAAAAAUCAUCCACUUUCUUCAUGGAAAUGGCGUGGAUUUGGCACACUUUCUCCGUCUAGUUCUUCAUCAAUGUCCCCUACUGGAUUGUCACCAUCAUCAUCACAUCAAUAAUGAUAUAUCGACUGCACUGCGUUGUGAUCAUAUUCUUAUUUAUUUUUGUCAAGAAAUGAGCAGAUUAUUUGAUUACAUACUAUUUUCUGUUUUCUAUAUCCUCUCUACUUCAUUACAUAGUGUCUUCCAGUUCAAUUAUGUAAAUAUUUACUUGUUUUUUUAAAGUCUUUUUCAGGCACGUUUUGUUUAUUGCAUCAGACUUUUAGAUUUUUAUCAAACUUUCCUAUGCUUCCUUCACUUUUUCCCUUGCUCGUUUUUUUUCCCUCUGUCUAUUUUAAACUAUCUUUAUUUACUCCAUUACAAGCACCACAGAGGCCUUUUAUCAUUAAAUGGAUUCUUUUUUUCCUUAAUGCACAAUAAUAAAAUUCUAGUCUAUUUAUUUUGUCCAAUAAGUAUUUCUUUUUUUCUUUUCAGCAGCAAAAAACCCUGUUUUAUUACGUUACAGUUCAGGUCCAGUAUAUACGAAGCGAAUUAUUUUCUAGAAUAUGAUCAAUCAUGUACAAUAGUAAUAAUGAUAAUAUAUUUGUUUAUUAUUAUUGCAUGUAUGUGCAUGUACCUUCUUUGUUUUCAAUAGUUCACAUAUUAGGAAACAUAUAGAUUGACAUUACCAAUUUACAAUUAUUUUCUUUUCAAUUUAUUUGAAAAUCACUCCAAAUAUUCAUUCAUUUUUAAAUCUUCAUUUGGACAUGUUUCAGAAUGUUUUUUUUUUUAAUAAAUGAAAAACAAAAAUAAAUUCUCUUUUCAUAUAAUAAUAUGUACAAUUUUACAUAGAUAACCAAGUAUAAAAACUCAGCUCUUGAUUAUAUGGAAGUUAUGAAUACUUUUGAAAAGUAGUUCAGUUUUAUUCUUCUUCCUCUUCAUGAUGUUGGCAAUAGAUUCACUGGAAAAUAAAUCCUGUACAUCCAAGUGGAUAUUUUCUUCUUAUUAUUAUUAUUAUCUAUUCUGUCAUAUUAAAUCUUCACUUUGGUUGGCAAGUAUAGGUGUACAUUAAGUUUUAUAAUCUUCAAUGAGUUUAUGACUAUAAUCCCCAGGUUAUCAACUGUUAACUAUAACUGCUUCAAUUUAGGUGGUCAUUGUGUAGCACAAUCUAUCCGUGUUGUAUUUUGGUAACUGUCGUGAUCAGACAUACGAACAAAGGGAUUGCAAUAUGGGAUGUAACUUAACUAGAUACAUCAACGACUAAUGCACGACAACAUUUCAUCUCUGUCUACCCUAUAUAAGUAAAAACAAAGACAGGACAAUACCAGAGAGCUUUUAUGUCUCCAAAAAAGGUAGUAUGGUAUUUUACAAGAAAAUAAUCAAUCGGAACAGAUUUCAGAUGCGCAAAUAACAAUAGUAACUUAUUUUGGCAAUGAUAUUGAUUUGGGCUAGCAUCAAUAGUCCUCACUUUUUCUAAAUUGUUGUACUACUGCCUAAUAUAUGAACUGGUGAAUUCCUGUAUAAAGAGCGGGCAGAAUUCUCAGGAAAAAAUGAAUUAACUCUACCUCAAGACCUCUCAUCAGCUGUAAACAACAUAAUGUCAGACAAUAACAUGAUGAUAAGCAAUUGUUUGACAUCGGUUAAUGAGGCUGAGUUGAAGAUUUAAUGCGUGACGGGAAAUCAUAAGGAGUAAAAGGUUCAAGAUAUAUUAAUUGAAGUCGAAAGGGACGGUUGAAUACAUAAAAGAGUAAAUCACUUAGAAUAGGUGAGGUAAGCAUUUAUUUACCAAAAAUUAUAAUAAAAAUGUGGGAUUACAUAAUCAUAGUAAGAAUAAGUGGAUGCAUCAUCAAUUGACAUGAAUAAAGGCGGGAAUCAAAUUAAUGAGUGAAUAUUGACGGAAAGGUUGAAGUGUGGGAAUGUAACAAGAUUAUCUGUGUGCAGUUAUACUUAUCAUGACAAAGGAAGACUGAUCUCGGUUUUCUGUCGGAGUAGUUUAAUGCCAGUAACCUUUGCAAAAUGAAGUCCGAGUGACGCUUGCUCAUUGUUAAUUAUACGGAAUGCCUUAUAGUACCUGGUCUUGGUGAGGAACUUUAAAGUAAAAUAACUUCAUUUGAUUCCGCAAAUGUUAAACGCAGUAGUAUUGUUUCUCGUGAACUAUGUUAAUUUUCGGCAUGUUCAUAUUUUUGUUAAACUUUUUUUAUCUACUAGGUCAUCAUCUUAUAUGUGAUAAUAAUAGACUUUAUAUAAGCUGAAGUAUAACUCCAUUUCUUAAUCUAAAAUACAAGCUACAUUCCCGAUUGGUUAUAUACUUACAAUCAAUUCUACCGAUUACUUCAUAG
This is a messenger RNA of Schistosoma haematobium, 14270 nucleotides long. RefSeq names its product Ras association (RalGDS AF-6) domain member. The transcript has 6 exons. NCBI's taxonomy places the organism in Eukaryota, Metazoa, Platyhelminthes, Trematoda, Strigeidida, Schistosomatidae. Gene Ontology annotation, biological process: signal transduction. The record is from RefSeq and is a predicted model, not a curated record. Bases 849 to 2021 code for a protein of 390 amino acids.